Anopheles bellator is the source of this 3609-nucleotide messenger RNA. RefSeq names its product WASH complex subunit 4 (gene SWIP). Gene Ontology annotation, biological process: endosome organization; endosomal transport. The record is from RefSeq and is a predicted model, not a curated record. NCBI's taxonomy places the organism in Eukaryota, Metazoa, Arthropoda, Insecta, Diptera, Culicidae. Gene Ontology annotation, cellular component: WASH complex; endosome. Bases 1 to 3552 code for a protein of 1183 amino acids. The transcript has 8 exons.
AUGGAAACUCUAGUAUCUUCAAGUCAUCUUUGCGCAUCGCAAAUUAAAGAGUAUGGUCACUUUCUAAAGGAAUACGAACAGAAGCUGAACCAAUUGCUGCUUCCGGCACCAUCAACAAGCCCUAUCCCGAGUAUAGUGCGGCUUGAUUAUGCGUGUGGCAAUGAGCAGCUUCCGGCUGCUCGGAUGAUCGAGAACAGCCACGGUACCCAUGGAAAAAAGAGUAGCAUGCCCGGAGGCGGAAGUACGGUGCCUCUGAAUAAGAUUUUGUCCACUUUCGCCCAACUUUGCCGUGAAAUCGAUUGCCUCGAGUGGGAAAUCCACUUGCUAGUUCGCACGAUUUCAGAGCGAACGGAAUCGAUUCGCGAUGCCGUCGGAACGGAUCGCCUACCCUUGCUGUGGAUAGCACAGAACAUUGAUCUGAUGGCCAAAGUACAGUGUCAUUUCGAGCGACUGCGGGAUGUCGGUGUCCUGUUGCUACGUCAGAUCGGAGCUUUUUUCGACGAGGAAGCUGCGUACGGUCGUGGGACCAAACGUUCGAAGAAGAACGGAUAUGAUGGCAAAUCGCCACCGUCACUGGACGUGGAUUAUCUCUUCGAAUGCCUUGGUAAACUGUUACGCGUUGCUUUAGAGCUCGAUCACAUCCUUCGCAAAACGAGUCUCGUGGCCCACUGGAGGGCAUUCAGCCUGAAGUUACGUCAACCGGCCACUAGCCAGCGCUCGCAGACCAAACCCGGUUUCCGUGAUCUGCUCUCGAUCUGUCACUCGCUUGGGUUUUGGAUCGGAGAUGAGUCAACCCCAGAAACAACCGGCCAAAAGCGGGUGCUCGAGGCGCUCUACAAGGUGAAAACGAAAUUCGACCCGGUCAGCUCGGGAGAAGCGUUCAGCGAUCGAUUUCUGCGUUUUCUUAAGCGCCAAUUGGCAACACUUGUCGCGGGGCUGCGUAUCAAUGCUGGUUGUAUUGAUAUCGCGCAAAGUAAUGGUGUGAUUACCGUAAACGUGCUUCUCAACUUUGCCCUGCAUCUGUUUCUGCCCAUCGAACAACGGAUGUUGAAGAAUCUGAUUGAAAUUAACCUAAAGUUCCCAUUGAUUCCGCUAGAACACAACUUUCCCUGGCUGCCGGACGAGUUCGUGCGGGACCAGGGUCACAAGCUGUUGCGUGACUAUGAUGUCAGCUCGGCACCGACUCCGGUCAGUACGCCAGUUGCAGCGGGCAUCUUCGACUACCAGAAGGCGCGGGACGCAAUGUUGGUGCAGUGGGAAAAGUUGGGCACGGCUCAGACACUCUGUCUGCACGCCACUUGUUGGCUGGUUGAGGCACACAUUCAACUUCGCUUCCAAGCUCGCCCGAACGCGGCAGCAUCAUCCGAUGCGACCAACUUUACUCUCGAAACACUCCGCACCAAGUGUAGCCUGCUGCUAGGAGGUAUCCGGCUGGUUCGGGAAAUGGAGUACGUGCUGCGUGCGCUCUACGCACUGUACGGCAGUCGACCAACGGAUCAGACCGAUCGACUCAUACUUUACCGCCGACUGCUGGUGGAGUUUCUGUUGUGCUCUACGCGCCGUUCGGUGAUCGUACCCUGUCUGCAGUUUAUCGUUCAACAUCAACAACACAAAAUCUAUUCCAUCAUCUGCGGUACCGAGAAAAAAUUGCUCCGCGAAGCGAAGGACACCAAAUCAGCCGCCGGAGGUUCGCUGUGGCUCGAGAAGCUCGCCACCAUCGAUGUGCUGAAAAAGUGUCUUCACGGACCGGCCACACCGGACCGGGUGGGCCUGGCGAAGCUUACGGUUGCCCUCUGCCACGGCGAGGCUACGAACAGCCCGGCCGGAGCCCUGCUACUGCCUCUGUCGGACGAUGCGUACCGAAAGGUUGACUCGUUGCUCGAUCGUCUUGCCACUUUGAUCAAAUGGGAGGAGGAAUGUACACGGUCGGACGUCACUGCCAAGUUUGCCAGGUUGGCUGGAAGUGCGGCUACCGGCAUGACGGCCUUACCGGCGACCGUUGUGCCAAUGAGUAAUCGUAUCGAAACGUUCAUUCGCUGGGAUUUCCAUGGCAAGUGCACCCAGAUUGAACCGUACGAUCCGUUUCGUGACAGCGACGUUUCGAGUGAUCACACGCAGCGGCUUGUGUUUGCGUUUUUGCGCACCCGAACCGCGCGGCUCGAAGGAAGCGACCAGGAGGGGUGGUUCAAUGCACCGCAUGCGGUUGCGCAACAUCUCAGCGACGUGUUUUACACACUAUCGACGAUCUCGCCUUCCGAGUGGCGUAUUUACCGCGAGAUGCGCACGAUCGUUGAUCGAAAGUAUGGAGUUAGGCUGGUGGAAGAUCAAUUGCCGCGUACAACGGCCGAAGAUAGGCGCGGUCCACGUGGACACGGCCAGGAUGAUGAUAUUCUGGCACUGAUGGAGGAUUUUGAGUCGUUCAUCAGUUCGUAUGGGUACGAUCUGCACGGACAGUUGUUUAUCGAACGCCAGCAGGGUGGUGGUAUCUCCGUUGGAGGUACGGGGGGUGGUGGUGGAGUUGUGAACGUAGUCAAAAUCGAGCAUAUUGCCAAUUCAAUCAAACGGCACGGACCCGGCAUCAUCAGCACAGUGGUCAACUACGCGUUCCAGUUUUUGCGUCAGAAGCUGUUUACCUUCUCUCACUUCCUGUACGACGAGCAGAUCCAAUCGCGGCUGGUGGCCGAUGCCAAAAAGCUGGCCACCGCCGAAGGUACCGAACCGUCCAGCGCUCCCAGCUACACCUACGAGCGGGCGCUGGCUUUCAAUCGGCGUAUUCGCCAGCUCGGUCUCUCCGACGAUGGUGAAUCGUACGUUGAUCUGUUCCGGAAACUGAUCUGUCAUAUUGGCAAUGCUAUGGCUUUCGUUCGGUUGCUGCAUUCUGGUGCCUUACACGAGUGUACGGGAGCGGCCGAGUUCCUCUUCUCGCAUCAAGAAGAAGACCACGCACAGGGACAGGCGAAUGAUGAUUCGUCGGCCGUUGGUAUUUGGCGUCAGGAUAUGGCCGCCGUUCGGAGCAGCUGGCGACUAGAGAACGAGUUUUUCCGACUGUUAAUCAACGCCUUCGAAGGGUUUCGACGCCGUCGACGGCCUUCCAGUGAGGCCAACGCAUCCGGCAGCAACGCGGCAGACAGCUUUGCCCAUCUUGAGCUUUUCUAUCUCAUAAUACCACCGCUCACGAUCAGCUACGUAGAGGCAAUGCUGAAGGCGAAGGAAACCAUCGCCAAAAAGGACCGCCACGGUACAUUUCUGCCGACCGACGAUGGUUUCGUGAUGGGACUUUCGUAUCUGCUGACGCUGCUCAAUCAAACGGCAGCCUUCAACUCGUUGCACUGGUUCAAGGAGGUGCACGCCAAACAUGCUCGCGAAAUGGCCAAACUGAACCAACAGACGGCCUCGAACACCGCAGCUCAUCUGCUGCAGCACUCCGCAGACGCAUCGGAGGAAAAGAUGCUACCGACGGUGGCCCUCACUCGGAAGCGUUUGAACGCCAUCCAGCACGAAUUCCAACUGCUGCAGUACAAUCUGUCUAGUUCGAAAAUAUUCUUCAAAUAACGUCGACCGUGACCCAUCUUCAUUCCAACCAUUGCUCUGAUGUGUCGGGCUCACUGU